CUCUGACUCGUACCACCACUAUGUAUCGCCUGGGUACCUCUUUUUCGCGUCCCUCGGCACGGGCCAUCUCACUCCACGGCGCUGCAGCUGCUACCCGGUACAAUACUCGAGGUCUGUCGACCGAGUCGCUGCAGGCAUUUGGCGAGAAGCAUGUUACGCGAGGUCUGGGACGGAUAACGGAGGGUGUGGUGGCCCAAGGACGGGGUUCCUAUGUCGACUUUCAUGACGGACGACAUAUGCUGGAUUUCACCAGUGGUAUCGGUGUAACUAAUCUGGGGCAUUGUCAUCCAAAAGUCAGCAAGGCUGCCGCAGACCAGUGCAUGAAUAUUGUUCAUGCGCAGUGCGGCACUGCUUUCCACGAACCUUAUCUGCAGCUUAUCGAGAGACUCCUUCCACUCAUGCCUCAUCCCUCGCUCAAUUCAUUCUUCUUUUGGAACUCUGGUUCUGAGGCUAUUGAAUGCGCAAUAAAAAUGGCCAGAAUUGCAACUGGUCGUCCCAAUAUCAUUUCUAUGCAAGGUGGCUAUCAUGGAAGGACGUUCGGUGCAAUGGCCGUAACGCGAAGCAAGACCAUUUACUCAGAAGGAGUUGCGCCCCUUAUGCCAGGAACGUUUUCAAUCCCCUUCCCGUACUGGCACCAAUUUGGAGCCUCAUCAACGAUUUCCGAGUCUGAACUGACUGCGAAAUCGCUCUACCAGCUUGAAAUCCUGCUUGCGCAGCAAACAGCACCUCGUGACACAGCGGCUCUGAUCAUCGAGCCGGUUCUCGGCGAGGGUGGAUAUGUUCCUGCUCCCAACGUGUUUUUGCAGGGUCUACGGGAGAUAUGCGACAAGCAUGGCAUCUUGUUAAUCAUCGACGAGGUUCAGAGCGGGUUCUGCAGGACAGGAACGUGGUUCGCCAUAGAGCCUAGCGGUGUUCAACCAGAUAUCCUCGUUUCUGCAAAGGGCCUGGCCAAUGGUUUCCCACUCAGUGCCAUCAUCAGCCGAAAAGAUAUCACAGAUCUUCUCAAGCCCGGAUCGAUGGGAGGAACCUAUGCUGGCAAUGCUGUAUCUUGUGCUGCUGCUGUGGCCGUCGCCGACGCUAUGAAGGAGGAAAAUAUUCUGGAUAACGUGAAAGAACGGUCAAAGCAAAUCUUCGCUGAACUGAACAAUUUGAAAGAUGAUCCUGAGGUUGCACCUUAUAUUCUGGAUGUUCGUGGACGAGGCUUGAUGGUCGCCAUCGAGUUUGUCUCGUCUGCCUCUGCGGGCAGCAAAUACGAUGUCGUGGCUUCCGAGACCGAGAAUGUGGGGCUAGCUGGGCGUGUCGCCAAGAAGUGUAUUGAGAAGGGCAUGCUGAUACUGACGACGAGUAUGUAUGAAGUAGUUAGGUUUAUUCCGCCACUCAACAUUAGCGAGGAGGAAAUGGCCGAGGGGUGCAGGAUAUUUGCAGAGGCUGUAAGAGAGGUUGUCAAGGCGUGAUCUAAAUCUGGAAGCAUGUAUGGAUAUAACCAAUCAUAAAAACGCAGGAUUUCAAUCUGUUGUACAAAAAUAGCUUUUCAAAGUAUCUCAUCGAUUAAAGAUGCA
Molecule: messenger RNA, 1559 nt
Organism: Guyanagaster necrorhizus
Lineage: Eukaryota; Fungi; Basidiomycota; Agaricomycetes; Agaricales; Physalacriaceae
Product: acetylornithine aminotransferase
Exons: 9
Coding region: 21-1454 (477 amino acids)
Molecular function (GO): pyridoxal phosphate binding; transaminase activity; identical protein binding
Source: RefSeq, a predicted model, not a curated record